CAACAUGAGUUCAGGUUUUUCAUCUAAGGUUCCCGAUUGCGUGGUCCAGACAUGCUACGAGUACGAAGGCGUCAUUAUCCCUGUCUUCAUGCCCUUGUCGGCGCUGAAGCGCGUCAGGAAAUUCGAAUGUCGACCCAAUGACCUGUUUAUUGUGACCUUUCCGAAGUCAGGCACAACGUGGGUGGAGCAGCUGAGUCUGUUAAUUCAACAUGGCGGUGAUAUGAGCAGACUGGAAGGCACCAAUAUCAUGGAGGCAGUUCCAUUCCUUGAGAGCGUGGAAGACGGCCGAAACCCAUUGACAUCACCGCUGGUAAUCGACAAGGCUGAAAAGAUGGCGUCGCCAAGGAUACUCAAAUCUCACUGCCACUCGCCUUUUCUACCCCAGGAUAUCAGCACCGACGAUCCGAAAGCUAAGGUGAUUUACGUAGCCCGGAACCCAAAGGAUACGGCUGUUUCCUACUAUCAUUUCUGUCAUUACACUCCACAAUUGCCGAGCUAUGAUUCUUGGGAUAUAUUCUUUGAAGAGUUCUUAGCUAACAGGGCUCCUCAAGGAUCUUGGUUUGAAAACGUGUUGCCAUGGUGGAGGAGAAGAAAUCAUCCAAACGUUCUCUUUCUCAAGUACGAAGAUAUGAAGAAGGACUUACCAGGAGCCGUACAACAGAUAGCUGAAUUCAUGGGAAAGUCCCUUUCAGAUGAAGUCAUCGAGAAGUCAUCGGGGAUGUAA
Strongylocentrotus purpuratus (purple sea urchin) is the source of this 724-nucleotide messenger RNA. Its product is annotated as sulfotransferase 1C2-like. Gene Ontology annotation, biological process: sulfation. Bases 5 to 724 code for a protein of 239 amino acids. The record is from RefSeq and is a predicted model, not a curated record. NCBI's taxonomy places the organism in Eukaryota, Metazoa, Echinodermata, Echinoidea, Camarodonta, Strongylocentrotidae. The transcript has 7 exons. Gene Ontology annotation, molecular function: sulfotransferase activity. Gene Ontology annotation, cellular component: cytoplasm.